This is a messenger RNA of Punctularia strigosozonata HHB-11173 SS5, 1499 nucleotides long. RefSeq lists its product as uncharacterized. Gene Ontology annotation, cellular component: chromosome, centromeric region; spindle midzone; chromosome passenger complex. Lineage: Eukaryota; Fungi; Basidiomycota; Agaricomycetes; Corticiales; Punctulariaceae. The coding region runs from base 74 to 1357 and encodes 427 amino acids. The transcript has 4 exons. The record is from RefSeq and is a predicted model, not a curated record. Gene Ontology annotation, biological process: mitotic sister chromatid segregation.
UCCGUGAACUGGGACCUUCGGAAACGCGCGAUCUUGUUAUAGCGGGACUUAACUCGUGUUUGGUAGCCGUACAAUGCAAGAUGCACCCCCGACGCGUAAAUACACCGCGGAGGAGAAACAGCAUAUCCUCGCGAACCUCGAUAUCGAAGUAUCACAUCGAGUACGGACGUUCGAAUCCCAGCUUGCGGAUACUCUUGAGAACUACCGCAUCCAUGCUGAAGGCCAGGUAUCCCGCGUCCCUAAGCAACUCCGAUCCAUUACGAUGGCAGAGUUCAUCGACAAGUACCAGGGUGACCUGCAGGCGGCACUGCGCGGUGUGCAGAAGGAAGCUUUGGAAAAGCUGGGUGCAACAGUAGGGGGCGAACUAGACCGCGCGGAACGGAAGCGAAAGUGGAUAUCCAACUUAGAGACUACGGGAGAGGCGGAAGCAGGGUCCAGCACCGCGAACAAAUUCCCGCGUACGGGUCCUUCGCCUCGGAAGAAGGCCCCUGCAACGCCUUCCCGCUCCCGAAUAGCGGCUCCAAAGACGCCAGGCACCGCACGUCAGGUGUACCGCCAACCGUCCAUUGCCCCAUCGCCCAGUCCUGCCAAACGACCACUAGCUGGCCCUUCCUCCCAUCCCUUUCGACCAACUUCUCCCUCCAAGAACCAUCCGCAUAACGGCCUCGCGGCAACCUCCAACGGCAUUCCGCAACGGUCUAUAUCCAACCCGCACCCGAUCCGCCCACCAUCCUCCACCUUCAAUCCUGUGCUCCCUUCCCUUCCCGCCAACUGGCGCCUACCGCGCAAGAAUGAGAGCUUCCUUAGCCUCAACGGCUCACCGCUCGCCAAUCCGUUUGCCGGUUCCAGCAUUCCCUUUUCUGUGCCCGAAGAAGCCGACGAAGGCGGUAGCGACGGCGGUGGCUUCAAAGGGCCGCCCAAAGCAUCUAGCAAUCACACACUCAAGCGCUCGAGCAGCUUCGUGUUGCGCAAGGAUGCUCGAACACCGAACGGUCUGCACGCCCGUACCUCGUCGCAACCGAGCCUCUUUGGCCAGCCGAGCGCGCAUCCGCAGGAUAUCGGCCACAUGCGGACGUGGUCGCAGUCGACUGCGGCAUCGUCCGCUACAGGUCCACCAACAGCGUACAGUUCUGACUCGGGCGACGGGGCAGAGGCCGACCGCAAACUGCGUCCGCUCGCUUCGGCGAUGGUUACUGUGCCUCUAGCGGACGGCCAGGUCCUCGAAUUCGAUCCACUCCAAGCGUCGCCCGGUGCGCUUGACGCGCUUGAAGGCAUCACCGACAGCGCGAAGAAACAUGCGCGGGAUGAGAUGAUCAAAUUCGUCGAAGCCGCCGUGCAGCGGUGGAAGAUUGCAUAGUUCAUAGGAUUGGUUCACCUCUACGCACUUUUUUCACUGUCGCAUCUUGCUCUAGCAUACAGUAACUUAUUCCCGCGCAUGGUUCAGAUUAGUCCCAGCAGUGUAUACUGUAGCUCGCCACUACGAGCGCGAUCUCUACUCA